GGUGGAAUUCCUCUUUUCGUGCUCCAGUCGUGCGCUGACGGUUGGCAGGACUGCUUCGCGUUGCGCUUCCAUGGCAACACGCGACUUUCGCCGAUAAACGCGAGUGCGGAUUUCAAAGGGCCGAACGCAGUUGGCGUGUUUCGGGUGGCGACGCUGUGACAGUUGCUGUGAGUGGAUUUCUUUGUUAAACAAUGUGUUGGAGAGUGUUGUGAUAUGAGAAUCUGAGGAAAUGACCAAGUUCAUGGAUAUAGUGUGGGUUUGCUUGGGGGUUCUGUGCGCCGGGGAGUACGCCACAGCCCAGUACCGCUCCCCGCGGAUAACCGAGCACCCCUCGGACAUCAUCGUGGCGAAGAACGAGCCGGUCACCCUCAACUGCAAGGCCGAGGGCCGGCCCGAGCCCUCGAUCGAGUGGUUCAAAGACGGAGAGCCCGUCCGGACUUCCCCGACCGACAACAAGUCCCACAGGGUGCUGCUUCCAGCCGGCUCGCUCUUCUUCCUGCGGACCAUGAACAGCAAGAAGGAGCAGGACGCGGGCGUGUACUGGUGCGUGGCCCGAAACAUCGCAGGAUCGGCCGUCAGCAGGAACGCCACAUUGCAAGUAGCCGUUCUGCGGGACGAAUUCCGGGUCGUACCGACGGAUACAAGAGUGGCCGCUGGUGAGACGGCUCUGCUGCAGUGUGGGGCCCCCAGGGGACACCCCGAACCCAACCUGAACUGGAAGAAGGACAACAAGGUCCUGGAGGUGGACGGGAGGAGGAUCCGGAUCGUGGACGGGGGGAAUCUGAUGAUCGUGGAUGUGAGGGAGCACGACGAAGGGAGAUAUCAGUGCAUAGCGCAUAAUUUAGUGGGAUCCAGGGAGACUCCACCUGUCAUGCUGACAGUACACGUGAAGCCAUCCUUCAAUAAAGAACCGCAAGACGUGGUGGCCCUCCUGGGCAAGAAGGUAGUGUUCCAGUGCUCUGUGGACGGGGAGCCCGACCCGAAUGUGCUGUGGAGGCGCGAGGACGGCAAAAUGCCCAUCGGAAGGGCGCGCAUCGCGGACGACAAGUCGCUGAUUAUAGAAAACGUGCAACCUUCAGACGAGGGCAUCUACAUCUGCACGGCGGAGAACCUGGUCGGAACCAUCACGGCCAAAGCCUCCCUCGUAGUGAACUCUCCUCCGGUUUUCAUCGACAAGCCGCGCGACCAGAAGGUCGGCCUCAACGGCGUCGUCGAGUUCCAGUGCUCCGCCAAGGGCAACCCUCCGCCGUCGGUCUUCUGGACCAAGGAAGGCUCCCAGCUCCUCAUGUUCCCGGACACUUCCUACGGCCACAUGCACGUCAACGGCCACGGCACUCUCCGCAUCCAGGGCGUCCAACGCGAAGACGCCGGUUUCCUGGUCUGUUCGGCCUUGAGCGUUGCAGGAUCGAGCAGCGUUCGGGCUUUCCUGCAGGUCACGUCGGUUGCUGAUCUGCCGCCGCCAAUUAUACAAAUUGGGCCGGCCAAUCAAACUCUGCCUUUGCACAGCAUGGUGACUUUGCACUGCAAAGCCUCGAGUCCCGAGGGGGAGCAGCCGAAGAUCAGGUGGCUGAAGGACGGGAAGGUGCUGCAGCAGGAUCGAUUGCCGGACAGAUACACGAUCAGCGCCACCGGGACGCUGGAUAUCGACGAUUUGCGUCUCGACGACUCGGGUCUUUACACGUGCUCGGCGACCUCCGAGAGCGGGGAGAGCUCGUGGUCGGCCUCCCUCAGCGUAGUCGAGGGUUCGUCCGUCCUCCUACACCGCAGCCCCGACCCUUCGACCUUCCCCAAAGCCCCCAGCAAACCGCGAAUCGUGAACUCGACCGAAUCCAGCAUUGCGUUGUCGUGGGACAGCGACCCCGGCGACCAGGGCCUGGUGGGGUACACGGUGGAGUACUGGAGUCCCGACCUGCAAACGGGCUGGGUGGUGGCGGCCCAUCGGGUCUCCAAUCACAUGGUAGUGCGCGAACUCAAGCCCGACAGCAGCUACAUGUUCAUAGUGCGGGCGGAAAACGCCCACGGACUGUCCCCGGCGAGCCCGGUGUCCGCGAUCGUGAGGACUUUGGCAAAUUCGAGGGCCGUGUCCGGGUCGGAACUGGACACGGCGAGGACGGUCCUCGGGGCGAAGUUGGUGGAGUUGAGGGAUGCGAGACCUGUCACUAGCAGCUCGGUCAAGUUGACGUGGAGCCUGACGUCUCCGGAUUACGUGGAAGGGUUGUACAUCAGGUUCAGGGAGUUGUCGGGGGGUUCGCACAACUACAACAUCUUGACGGUGCUCGACGUGGGCACCAGGAGUUACACGGUCGAUAACUUGAAGAAGUACACCAAGUAUGAGUUCUUCAUUUCGCCGUUUUACAAGUCGGUGGAGGGGCAGCCGUCGAAUUCUAGGAUCGCGCAGACUUUGGAGGACGUUCCUUCGGCGCCCCCCGAUAGCGUGAACGCGGGGGUGUUCAACGACACGGCGGGGUGGGUGAGGUGGUCGCCGCCACCUCCCCAACACCACAACGGGGUGAUCAUCGGGUACAAGAUCCAGAUUCGAGGCAGCAUCGUCAGGACCCUCACCAUGAACUCGUCCACGACUUCCGUUCUCAUAAGCAACCUCACGUCCGGAGGCUCCUACAACGCAAGAAUCGCCGCUCUCACCCGCGUCGGCCCUGGUCCCUACUCCCCCCAAGUGCCUUUGCUCACCGCCCCCCGCGCCCAGAGUCCGCGCACUCUCGGCCCCUUCGUCCCUCUCAUCCAGCAGACCUGGUUCGUCGUCCUCCUCGCCACCUCCAUCCUCGUCGUCCUGGGCAUCGGCGCCGGCCUCCUCUACCUCAAGAAGCGCCAGUCCCUCAACAAGCAACUCGGCCACCUCAACGUGCCCGUCGUCAACGCCACCCAGCUCAACGCCAAGGACACCCUCUGGAUCGACCGCGGCUGGCGGCAGGCCGAUUGCGACAAGGAUUCCUCCAUCCCGCUCGCCCAACCCGCCGACUACGCAGAGGUGGACACUCGCAGCCUCUCCACCUUCUACAACUGCAAGAAGUCCCCCGAGAACCCCACGCCGUACGCCACCACCAUGCUGCUGCCGCCGCCCAACUGGACGGAGUUCAUCCCGCCGCCGCCCGACCACCCGCCGCCCGAGUGCCCCCGCGAGAACCCUCCGGUGCCGCCGCCGCGCGGCGGCAGCAGCUGCGGCAGCGGCUACGCCUGCUACGCGGUGCACAUGCCGGGCCAGUGCGCCAAGAUGCAGCAAUACACGCGCGGCUCCUGCGGCAAUUGCGACGCCCACUGUUCCUUGGCCAGCGGCAGCUCGGGGCGGCGGUCCACCCCCAGGGGCCACUGCCACCCGCCGCAUAACUGUGAUAAUAAAGUGUGGAGCAACCAACACUGGGAGGACGGCGACGCGGACGUCGAGACCGACAGACAUUCUUGCUCGAGCAGUCACGACACGACCUGCUCGUGCAGCGAGUCCUCGUGUUUGUACGCGGAGGCGGGGCCGUCGAGCAACCCGCGGCCGCCGCUGCCGCACUGUCAGAUGAAGAGGUGCGCGAAGUAAGUGGCGAACUGGGGGCUCUUUGGACCUGUGACGUGUGCAUUCUUAAAGACAUAUCGGACUGCCGGUACUUGCAUAUCAUGGGGCGUCUGUGAGGCCCGUGUCCUAAGCGACUGUUAGUCCAGCGGAGGGCGACCUGCGCACAGACUCGGGGGAGGGGGCGUUCUUGCUGGACUAUUAGUCCGACUAGUCCUAGUUCUUUUCUACAUAUUUUUAGUUACCAGUAAGUCGAAUGUGUCUUCCUGUUUUAACUAGCACAACCAGGCCCGGUCCUGCAUUUGAAUUCGUUCUCGUGUCAUAUAGCGACUCAGCAGUAGCCCGUAAGUACCAUGAGUGUUUUACGUUUCGUUGCUUUUGUAGAUAUUGCCAAAGAACUGCCUAGACCUCCGGGUCCCAUAAUCCAAUACAAUCUCAGACUGAAUUCCUAUACUUCUUUAGCAAUACUUAUGAACUUGUAAGUAGGGUUUUAUAUUAUCGAUUGUGAUUUAGACUUAAAGAGUAUUUAAACUUGUAUAUACAUUGUGAGCUUGUACAUACAUUGUUAUACCUGUGGAGACCACUCGGUAUUUGUAACUUUUUGUAGAAAAAAAAACAACGUAAAUGUAAGAUAAAUAUUGAUGUAGAUAUUUAUUAUUUUCCUGUUAUUUAUAAUUGAAUAAACGGUACUUAUGCAUA
Messenger RNA from Zophobas morio, 4213 nucleotides. RefSeq names its product roundabout homolog 2. The record is from RefSeq and is a predicted model, not a curated record. Gene Ontology annotation, molecular function: cell-cell adhesion mediator activity. The transcript has 7 exons. Gene Ontology annotation, cellular component: plasma membrane; axon. Lineage: Eukaryota; Metazoa; Arthropoda; Insecta; Coleoptera; Tenebrionidae. The coding region runs from base 230 to 3541 and encodes 1103 amino acids. Gene Ontology annotation, biological process: axon guidance; homophilic cell-cell adhesion; dendrite self-avoidance.